Malus domestica (apple) is the source of this 4052-nucleotide messenger RNA. RefSeq names its product putative SWI/SNF-related matrix-associated actin-dependent regulator of chromatin subfamily A member 3-like 1. Lineage: Eukaryota; Viridiplantae; Streptophyta; Magnoliopsida; Rosales; Rosaceae. Gene Ontology annotation, molecular function: nucleic acid binding; ATP binding; zinc ion binding. Gene Ontology annotation, cellular component: nucleus. Gene Ontology annotation, biological process: DNA repair. The record is from RefSeq and is a predicted model, not a curated record.
GCGUGUCAAUUUCUCUUUCGACCCUCCUUUCCAUUUCAUUCAAACACCUUCGUUUAUGAUUGCGACACCGAAUCAGAAGCCGACGCACCGAUUCCUCGCUCCCUCUCUCUCUCUCUCUCUCUCUCCUGAACUGAAAAUAAAUUAUAAAACGUAGAGAAGCUGAAAACUCCAGUGAGUUUAAACCCUAAACCGCCAUUCAUCAUCCAAAUUGUAGAAGGUAAUCACAUCAAAGCGAUGGAGGAAGAAGAUCCCGUAACAUUCUUCAUGUCCCUCGAUCACUGGCAAGGCUCUCCGCCCUCCUCCGAUGACUGUCCCGCACUUUCUUCCCAAGACCAAGGCUCGCAGUCUCUCUCUUCUUCCUCGGAAACCUUCAUGCUCGGCUUCGUCAUAGCCAACAUCGUCGGAAUUCAAUACUACUCAGGCACCAUCAGUGGCCGAGAAAUGGUGGGUCUUGUCCGAGAACCCCUCAAUCCCUACGAUUCCAACGCCAUCAAAGUCCUUAAUACCCGAACGCUUCAGGUGGGUCACAUCGAACGCUCCGUCGCCGCCGUCCUUGCCCCCUUGAUCGACUCGAAUUUGAUUUCCGUCGAAGGCAUUGUGCCCAAUACGCGCUCUAAGGCCAACAGGUUCAAGAUUCCUUGCCAAGUUCACAUCUUUGCAAGGUUUGAAGCCUUUCCCUCUGCGAAAUCUGCAAUUAUGCGAUCUGGGUUGCAGCUGAUUUGUGAUGCUGAUGCGUCUUUCACUCUAUCCGAGGCACUGGUUGUCAAGGAGAAGAAGGAUGAGAGGGGUUCCAAGAGUGUGGAUGAGAUUUUCAAGCUGGUGGAGGAGAGUGCGAACAAAAAGGGUGCUUUACAAGCAUUGGAACCUCCGAAACAAGUGAUCAAAUCAGAGCUGUUUGUUCACCAGAAAGAAGGCUUGGGAUGGUUGGUGCAUAGAGAGAAUUCUGGUGAAUUGCCUCCCUUUUGGGAAGAGAAAGAUGGCUCUUUUGUGAAUGUCUUGACCAAUUACCACACUGAUAAGCGACCGGAGCCUCUAAGAGGUGGGAUUUUGGCAGACGAUAUGGGGUUGGGUAAGACUUUAACUUUGCUUUCUUUGAUUGCGUUUGAUAAAUAUGGUAGUGUAGAUGUAAGCGUACUAGAUGAUAACAAAAUGGGUGAUGAUUCUUUGUCUGUUUCAUAUAGUAAGAAGGGUAAGAGGGGUGCCCCAAGUAAAAAAGGCACUGGGUCACGAAAAAAAUCCAAAACUGAGGAUACCAAUGCCAGCAGCAACGUGGAAGGAAAAUGUGUGAGUGUAGAUGAUAAGUCUUUGGGGUAUUGUAGUACCAAGACAACGUUAAUAGUGUGCCCACCUUCUGUAUUUUCGACCUGGGUAACACAACUAGGAGAACACACUAGGCCGGGUAGAUUGAAGGUGUAUAUGUACUAUGGAGAGCGGACUAGCAAUGCUGAGGAGCUUAAGGAGUAUGAUAUAGUGUUGACUACAUAUAGUAUUUUGUCUACUGAAAAUUCUUGGACAGAAUCCCCUGUUAAAGAGAUUGAGUGGUGGAGGGUGAUUUUGGAUGAGGCACACAUGAUUAAGAAUGUUAAUGCUCAACAAAGUCAAGCUGUUACUAGUUUGAAGGCUAAGCGAAGGUGGACUGUUACUGGAACACCCAUCCAUAAUGGCUCAUUUGAUUUGUUUUCUUUGAUGGCAUUCCUGAGAUUUGAGCCUUUUUCAAUUAAGAGCUACUGGCAAAGCUUGGUGCAGCGCCCACUUGCUCAUGGCAACCAAAAGGGGCUCUUACGGCUGCAGGUUCUAAUGGAAACCAUUUCUUUGCGAAGAACAAAAGACAAGGGGCUGAUUGGAUUACCUCCUAAAACCUUAGAGACUUGUUAUGUGGAACUCUCUGGUGAAGAACGUGAACUGUAUGAUCAGAUGGAAGGAGAAGCAAAGAGUGUCGUGAGGAGUUACAUUGAUGCUGAAUGUUUAAUGCGCAACUAUUCCACUGUACUUAGCAUCAUCUUACGACUUCGGCAGAUCUGCACUGAUGUGGCAUUGUGCCCUUCUGAUCUCAAAUCACUUCUCCAUUCGAACAAUAUUGAAGAUGUGUCCAAGAACCCAGAGCUGCUGAAAAAGAUUGUUGAGGUGCUGCAAGAUGGUGAAGAUUUUGACUGUCCUAUUUGCAUUUCUCCACCAACGGAUACUGUUAUUACUUGUUGUGCUCACAUUUUUUGCCAAGCUUGUAUUCUGAAAACCCUUCAGCGCACAAAACCCUGCUGUCCCCUUUGUCGCCGUGCUUUAUCACAUUCUGAUCUGUUCUCAGCCCCUCAAACAACUUCUGACAGUGACAACACAGUAUCAUCGAAAACAACCAUGUCUUCAAAAGUAAAUGCUCUCUUAAAACUUCUUGUUGCAUCGAGGGAGCAAAACCCACUUACGAAAUCAGUAGUGUUUUCCCAGUUCCGAAAGAUGCUGAUAUAUCUUGAAGAGCCACUGAAAUCAGCUGGUUUUAAGACUUUGCGCUUAGAUGGGUCUAUGAAUGCAAAGAAAAGGGCACAAGUAAUCAAAGAAUUUGGGGUGACGGGACAAGAUGUGCCCACAAUUUUGCUUGCAAGUCUCAAGGCUUCAGGAACAGGUAUAAACCUUACAGCUGCAAAUAGAGUGUAUUUGUUGGAGCCAUGGUGGAACCCAGCAGUUGAGGAACAGGCAAUGGAUCGUGUUCACCGGAUCGGGCAAAAGGAAGAUGUGAAGAUUGUGAGGUUGAUUGCUCGAAACAGCAUUGAAGAGAGGAUAUUAGAGUUGCAAGACAAAAAGAAGAAACUUGCAAAGGAAGCUUUCCAGAGGAAGGCUGCAAAGGAUCGGAGGGACGUAGGGGCUGAGGAUCUUCUUGGCCUCAUGGGCUUGUGAGUUGGUGCAAGUAUGCAGGCAAGGCAUGGAACAUUUUCGCGUUGCUCAUGUUUUUGCAGUUGUCGUUGCACAUGAAGUAGACAUUUUUGUUACAUCAAAUGGAGCAGAUGACCACCAUGCUCUCCUUUAAUGACGCUAGUGCCUUUCGUUAUGCACUCAAUGUGAGCGAACCCGAAAACAGGCUUUGCGCUUUUGUUAUGCACUCAAUGUGAGCCAACCCAAAAAGGGGCUUUACGCUUGCUUGAUGAAGCAUGAAACUCCAUUAAUAAGGGUACAAAUGAAGUACCAGCACUAACCUAAACACCUAAAGAAAAACGAGUGUAGAUGAUAUGAAGACUGAAACAAGGUUCUGGAAAAGCCAACAAAAAACAAACUAGCAGCGAGAGGGUGACCAUCUAUAGAGGACAGAAAGCCAGUCCAGUAGAACAACCACCGUGUAGGUAGGUUUGCGUUGGCAACAGUGGCGGCCCUGUCGCUUCACUUCCAAAAAAUCGAGAUGGCUGCUUCUAUGGACACAGCAGAGAAACCCAUCUCUUUUCCAUCCUCAUCGACUCCAUUUACCGUUCCAUUGACGAACCCACAGUCAAUAAAUCCGUACCUGUUCGACAAAUUUCCAUGGCAGAUUUCAUAAUGAAAAAUUCGAGAAAUAGUCACCAGAACCGAGUUCCUGAUGAAUUUAAGUUCUAGCUCUUCGGAUUCGAGUGGUGGGUUUUCUUCGUCGAAGUUGGAUAUUAUGUACUGAUCAAAAUCGAGGUCCUCAUCGUCAUGCUACAACAUGCACAGGCUAUAAAGGUCCACCACCGCACCCCCGUGAGAAGAAAGAGGUUGCGGGUUCGGCCAGAAAACCCAUGAUCUAGAUCUGAAAUGCAACCAUGAACUUGUCUGGGCCAAUUGCAGUUCAGUCGCGUGGGGAGUCACUGGUCUCGCUGGAGUUCGAGUUGAUGGAGUUGGGAUGGUGGGUUCGGACCCUGCGACUACGAUGUGAAUUGGGGAAUAAGGUUAGCGGAGUUGUGAAUCGUGAUGGUGGAUCGGCGGAUCUCAAUUUGGAGGCGAGGGGGUAGGGGAAGUUAGGGUUACUUAGGUUUUCAGUUUUUUUAAUUCUUUGUUAAAAUGUUCAUUAACUAAUGUAAUUAUAUUUUAAGGCAAAAAAUUGUUUACUACUCUCA